CACUAGCCAUAAAAGCAACAUAUAUUGCGAAUUUAUCCGUACACUAGUCUAAUUGGCGAAAAUGAAGGCAGGCAUAAGAGUUUUGUUUGGUAUCAUAGGAUCUCUCGCCAUCAUUAACAACAGCCUUCUGCUGGUGGUAAUUUUUCGAAACAGAGCCCUGCUGAAGACUCCAUACAACAGGCUAGUUUUAAGCUUGGCCAUUACUGACUUAAUAACAGGAAUUGGUAUUUUUGUUACACCUUCGUACAUUAUUGGGCCCGAUUCGAUCAAAGUUUCAUCAGGAGGUUUUGGCCAGUUUUUCUGCAGAGUGAUAUAUUCUCAGUACCUCGUGUUUACCCUGGGCAUAGUAUCAGUCUACACAGUUGCAUGUAUGGCUAUGGACCGAUGGCUUGCUGUAGUUCGCCCAACCAAGUACAAAACAAUUUUAACGAAGUCGCGAGUAAACAUUUGUGUGUUAUGCGUAUGGAUACUCUCUGUGCUUUUGAACGCUCCGCACUUGAUGGAAAUUACAGCUACAAGCGGUUCAGACAGGAAAGAGCAGUGUUUAUGGAUUGUUCUUACCGGAGGUACUACUAGAAGAGUUGUGGCUUUUUUAGAAUUUGUGGGAAAGUUUUUCCUUCCCCUUCUUGUCGCAGCCGUUACUUUAGUAAGUAUCUACAACCAUGUCAAGUCGUCACCGGCUCUGUUUCAAACAAAUAGGGGCAAGGCUGGUUUAAGGUUACUACGGAUGUGUUUGUUAACAGCGGUCAUUCUUGGAGUGAGUUGGUUUCCCAACCAGUUGUAUUAUCUGUUGUUCAAAUAUGACAUAACUCGGAUGGACACGCCCUUGCACCAUUUUACUGUCUUUAUGUGUAUGUUCAACUCGUGUGUCAACCCUCUGAUCUAUUGCCUUAGCAACAAGAUGUACCGUAGAUACUUUACGCUUCUUUUGUGUCCGUGGCACAGGGCAAGGGUCACGGAGAUGGAAAUGACUGCGUGUGAUUCUGUCAGCAGAGCUAAUGAAAUAAGACCAACCCAAACAAUUGGACCGAGUGAAGCAAGCGUAACAAACAUGGCAAUUGCUUAAUGAUAUUCCGAAACGCAUCAUAAGCAGCUGUUGCAGAAAUAAUUGAUGAAACAAACCAGCUUUUUAUCUGUCUUCUUUGCCAUGUAUAUAACUUUCUGGCUUAUCCUUGAGUAAGUUAACAAGGAAAGUUGGUGUAUCAGUCAUAAAAGAAAAACGCCAUAUUAUAUUUUGAAAGUGAGCUGGUUCAAAGUCCCUGCAGGGGCUAUGAUCUUCUCUUCUUGUGCGAGACACUCUGCUCUGACAGUGCUAUAUAUGAGAGGGGGGAUUUCUUAGAGACACAUUUCCCUAUCUACUGAUAAAAUAAUUUUGCGCAGUCUUUGAAUGAUGCCAUUUCCAAUAACUUUUCCAUUUCUUCUAAUUUUU
Molecule: messenger RNA, 1429 nt
Organism: Pocillopora damicornis (cauliflower coral)
Lineage: Eukaryota; Metazoa; Cnidaria; Anthozoa; Scleractinia; Pocilloporidae
Product: rhodopsin, GQ-coupled
Biological process (GO): G protein-coupled receptor signaling pathway
Cellular component (GO): membrane
Molecular function (GO): G protein-coupled receptor activity
Source: RefSeq, a predicted model, not a curated record